Messenger RNA from Spinacia oleracea (spinach), 1366 nucleotides. RefSeq names its product probable carboxylesterase 120. NCBI's taxonomy places the organism in Eukaryota, Viridiplantae, Streptophyta, Magnoliopsida, Caryophyllales, Amaranthaceae. Gene Ontology annotation, molecular function: hydrolase activity. The transcript has a single exon. The coding region runs from base 162 to 1184 and encodes 340 amino acids. The record is from RefSeq and is a predicted model, not a curated record.
UUUAAACAAACUCAAAGCCCAACAAAAAAAAAUAGAUCUGGAUUAUUCAAAUUAUGAUGAGAAGUGUGUCACUAAUCUUUAGCAGUUGAGAAAUAAUUGAAAUGGAACCAACUUUUCUCUUAAUUAAAGCUUAUUAAUAUACAUUUUUCAAGCUCAUUAUCAUGUCUAAACAAAAAAUGAAACAACUAGCACUCAUCUUCUUCCUAGUAACAAUUCUCCAUAAUAAGCCAUCCAAAGCUCAACCUCCUACCGUUAACCCAUAUGCAGCACUCCACAUUACUCCGAACCCGGACGGGUCGAUAACCCGAAUCAAAGAGUUUUUCCCAACGGUCCCACCAAAUACUACCACUUCUUUGGCCUUUUCCAAAGAUGUCCCUCUUAACCCGAAUAACAAGACGUGGGUUCGACUCUACUUGCCCUCCGGGCCGCCCGGAUAUUUAAAUAACCUGCCCGUCGUGGUAUUCGCCCACGGUGGGGGGUUUAUCCUACUGAGCACGGCCGGCCCUGAUAUCGACUUAUUUCUCUCUAGCACGGCGAGUAAACUCCGCGUGUUAGUUGUCUCGGUUGAGUACCGUCUCGCCCCCGAGCACCGCCUCCCGGCCGCGUACGACGACGUUUUGGAGGCGUUGUAUUGGGUGAAGGAUAAGAAGGAUGAGUGGGUUAAAAAUUAUGGGAAUGUGUCAAGGUGCAUUAUGAUGGGGGAGAGUGUAGGGGGAAAUAUAGUGUACAACGUUGGAUUACGAGCUUCUGUUAUGACACCUGCGUUAAAGCCGUUAGUCAUACGAGGUUUAGUCCUAAUCCAACCGUUUUUCGGAGGGGCGGAUCUUGAUCGUGGUUAUACGAAUCCUAAUAUGCAAGUAAUUGCUAAUUUAUUGUGGAAUUUGUCUCUACCACUUGGGGAAAAUCGGAACAAUCCUUAUUUUAACCCGAUUUUCGGCGGCGGGUCGAGUAAUUUGGAUAAAAUCCGCGGGUUGGGUUGGCGGGUCGCAUUUGCGGGUUGUGACGGGGAUUUUAUUUUUGACAGGCAAGUGAAGGUGUUCGAAUUUUUCAAGAAACGAGGGUUGGAUGUUGUUAGUCAUUUUGGUAAAGGCUAUAACCAUGGUGUUUUUAUUGGAAAUCCUUCUGAAUCUCAAACGUUAUUUGAAUUUGUGCGAAAUGUAUUUUCUCCCUAUUUAGUUUCUUGAAUCAUUAUUAUGCGGCUUAAGCAAGUUUGUGUAAUUUAUAAACUUCGUAUGUUAUCUUAUUCUUGCAAAUAAUAACGACCAAGUCAUAGGUUCGAAUCCCCAUUCAUGUAUUUGUAAUUUAUCUUGUGUUGUGACUCAUUCGCAUUAAAGAUAAAUAGAUUUCGAAAUAUAUUUUCUUCCUA